AAAAAGUUACUGAUCGGCUUCUUUGGACUUCCAAAGCAUUAAUUCCGCCACACGCGGCGCUGAUGGCUUUCUACACAGGAGGUUCCAGCGCAUUGUCGAACGCCAAGUGCGCCAUGAACUUGUGUAAUCCUGCACAACCAUCCAAUGCGACGUGUUGUAAACAUAAAAAUCCAAGUUGCUACUUCUGUUUCGGACGUGACAAACCCGGGUCAUCAAUGUUAAUACUCUUAGUACAAACUUUUAUUUACAUGUUUCUCGUGCUCUUGACUCAACACGGCUACCUGAAGCAAUGGUGGAAUAAGCUGUUGAAUUUAAGAUACGUCAGGCCGCUGAAGCGUUGCAACGACGAAAUGGUCCGAGCCGAAGAGGUUUACGUCAGCAACGCCGCUGCACUGCCUGUGGCGGCGCAAGCUACCAACGCGUUAUUGGUUAAAGACGUGCACGAAAACUACGUAAGCCUUGAAAGCUGCCGUAUCAAGAACUGUAACGCCGUCAAGGGUGUUAGCUUCUCUAUUAAAAAAGGCGAGUGCUUCGGCGUGCUGGGCGUGAAUGGUGCGGGCAAGUCGAGCACGUUCCGCACGAUCACCGGGGAGAAUCUCGCGACUCUAGGACGCGUAGUCGCUAACGGAAACUUCCUUACAUUGUGCCACAGGCAAAGAUACUUCCAGGCUAUAGCGUACUGCCCGCAGUUCUACGGGCUGGACGAGUUCCUAACCGGGUGGGACAACCUCGCGCUGCUCCUCAGACUGCGGGGCUUUUCAAGGGACGACGUGUACAAUGAAGUUGAAACCUGGAUAAAAGUUGUUGGCCUGGAGAGAUACGCCAAAGAACGCGUGAACUCCUACAGCGGCGGCUGCAAGCGGCGGCUGGCCGCGGCGGCAGCGCUGGCGCAGGGCGCGCCCGUGACGCUGCUGGACGAGCCCACGGCCGGCGUGGACGUGUCCGCGCGCAGACGCGUCUGGAGCGUCCUGCGAAGGGGGCUGGCCCAGGAUCGCGCCAUCAUCAUCACUUCGCACAGCCUGAACGAAAUGGAGGCGCUGUGCAAUCGCGUCGCAAUAAUGUCGAGCGGCGAGCUUUGUGCGCUGGGCUCGCCGGCUGAACUGCGCGCCAAACACGCCGCGGGACAUGUCGUGCGGAUUAAGCUACGCCCAACCGCCCAUGUUGGUGACUCUGCAGAAACUCGGGAGAAGUUAAAAAGGGACAUACACAACCAAUUCAAUUGUACACUCAAAGAUGAACACAAGACUAUGCUACACUACCACAUAAACGAGAGAAUGACCAAUAGCGACCUUUUUAAGGCACUUGAAAGCCUUAAAGCGGCCCAUCCAAAUCUAAUAGAGGACUACUCAGCGACGGAAACUACAUUAGAAGAAGUUUUCCUAUCGUUUGCGAGGGAUUCUCAGAAGAACUCUAAUAAAAAUGCUCCCUUGUGACGUGGUUGUGAAGAAAACCAUACUUAAUAUCGACUAAGCACAGAGACUAUCAAAUGCCAUUUACUUUACUAUUGAAAUCAUUGAUUAUGCCUCUAUUACCAUUUUGGCAAUUCGUGUCACCGUAUAUUAUGAUAACUGAGUCAUUCCACGCGUAUCGUCAUAAUACGCGUAGGUGACACUCACCACAGAAAUGAGAAGCCAAAAUGACGAUCUUAGUUUUGUGUACGUCAUACUGUCAAUUUUAUAAAAAUAUACAU
Molecule: messenger RNA, 1690 nt
Organism: Hyposmocoma kahamanoa
Lineage: Eukaryota; Metazoa; Arthropoda; Insecta; Lepidoptera; Cosmopterigidae
Product: ATP-binding cassette sub-family A member 3-like
Exons: 10
Coding region: 63-1433 (456 amino acids)
Biological process (GO): transmembrane transport; lipid transport
Cellular component (GO): membrane; intracellular membrane-bounded organelle
Molecular function (GO): ATP binding; ABC-type transporter activity; ATP hydrolysis activity
Source: RefSeq, a predicted model, not a curated record